Molecule: messenger RNA, 810 nt
Organism: Aspergillus ruber CBS 135680
Lineage: Eukaryota; Fungi; Ascomycota; Eurotiomycetes; Eurotiales; Aspergillaceae
Exons: 1
Coding region: 369-590 (73 amino acids)
Source: RefSeq, a predicted model, not a curated record
GCUUAUGUCAUAUUCAAAUUCUGCUUUUCGGCACAACUGCUAUCCAAUGGUAGGUAGAGCACCUUUUAAACGCUUUUACAUGAUGGCAGAGGUAAAAUAAUUGAACCUAACCCGACCUUCACCGUGUGACUCGGGAACCCCACGCCAGUACACGGCCACGGAUGUCGACCAGCAACUUUGACGUGAAGCUAUGGGCACCCUUGGCCCGAAGGCGUAGGGGUCGCGUGCACUAUUGGCGGCCAGAAUUUCCACGAUUCUAGCACGCCUAAAGCGUGUCCGGGUCAACAAGAAGGCAAACAGCAAUCGAAUAUGUAGAUGAUAUCGAUUGCAGCGUCGCCGUCUAGUCCGCCGCUUCCCUUGCCCGCACUAUGUCCAGUGUAAUGGAUAAUCAAAUGGUGCGUCUUGCAUCGGAUGGCCAGUCGCACGGUUCAUCAAUCUUAGCUCUCGCGGUAUUACCAGGGGCGGGGUUGGCUUCAUUCGGGGUAGGAGAUUACGUUUUGGAGGAGCUGAGUCCACAAAUUUGCUCGAGCACGAUGAGGCCGAAAUUGGAACGUGUGCCAUCGUUCACCCAGUGGAAGCGGUGGCUUUGAAGUGUUGAUAAAGGACAUGGAGUGUCUGUCAACUGUGGACUGUAUGGAGCAUGGUGGUAACUGCUCAUUGGGCUCUAGGCAUAGUUGUAACAGCCAAGGUUGCCUUGAUGAGGUGGGAGUAUACAGAUGACUACCUCUAUUAGAAGACAAAGAUGGAGAGCAACAAGAGAGUUGAAGAGUAUGAUGUGCAUAUCUAUCGAUAUUCGCCACUCCGUACAGG